Messenger RNA from Bipolaris oryzae ATCC 44560, 420 nucleotides. RefSeq lists its product as uncharacterized. The record is from RefSeq and is a predicted model, not a curated record. The coding region runs from base 1 to 420 and encodes 139 amino acids. Lineage: Eukaryota; Fungi; Ascomycota; Dothideomycetes; Pleosporales; Pleosporaceae. The transcript has 2 exons.
AUGCCCCGUAAACGCUCCUACUUCAAUGGCCCAGGCCGCGUACUCGGCACUGGAGAACUCAUCGAGCCAAAACGCAACGUGAGAAAGGCGCAUGACAUGGAGUACAUCCCACCGAAAGACGCUGAGUUCACCAUGGAAGAUGGAAAUCAUGAAAACGAUGUUCAAGACCGUACCGAGGACGAGGAAUGGACGCCUGAGUCGAAGAAGAGGAAGAGGAAGCGCAUCAAGACUCAGAGAGACGAAGCCAGCACAUCGACGAAAAAAGGUGUUAGUGACAAGAACGAACAGUGUCUUUUGAAGGAGUCGAACGAUAACGACGCCGCGGUUGCGGAGGGCCUGAAUGGAGGAGGACGUCACGAAUGCAGCUGUGCUGCUUGCAAGAAGCUUAGGGGGGAGGAGGAUAAGGAGCUGAGUGAGUAG